CACACAAACACACACACACAUAAAACGCCCAAUAAAUUACAGUUGCAGGCAGCGUACACAUAAAAGUUUUAUAACAAAAAAGCAAAAUAAAUAACAUACAAAUAUAUAAGCACAUACGUAUAUAUAAAUAAAUAUAUAUACAUAUAGAAGAAAUUAGGGCCUAUUAAAGCGCUUAAGUACAAGCAAACAAAAACAUUCCAAAAUAACAGAGUUACAACCUUGCUGCUGCUGCUCUCUUGCAGUGUAACCAAAGUGUAGAAAAAUAAAAMGAAAAAAAAAAAAAAAAUAAAACAAUAAAAAAAAAAAAAAACGCCGCCGCAACACAUUUAUCAAUAAUGAAUUUCUUGGGCUUUGGCCAAUCAGCCGAAAUUGAAAUUGUCUUCGAUGGAGCGGAGAACAGGAAAACCGCCGAGGUCAAAGGCGAGGAUGGCAAGGUGGAAAAGAUGUUGCUCUACUACGAUGGCGAAACCGUCUCCGGCAAGGUAAAUGUGACACUGAAGAAGCCCGGCAGCAAACUGGAGCAUCAGGGCAUUAAGAUCGAGUUUAUUGGACAAAUUGAACUGUUCUAUGAUCGGGGUAAUCAUCACGAGUUCAAGUGCCUUGCGAAGGCGUUAGCCCGCCCCGGCGAUCUGAUCCAGAACAACAGCUAUCCCUUCGAUUUUCCCAAUGUGGAGAAACAGUUCGAGGUCUAUGCCGGUUCCAAUGUGCGCCUGCGCUACUUUCUGCGGGCGACAAUUGUGCGAAGGAUUAGCGAUAUCACGCGGGAGGUGGACAUUGCGGUGCACACGCUCUGCAGCUAUCCGGAAAUGAACAAUCCCAUCAAAAUGGAGGUUGGCAUCGAGGACUGUCUGCACAUUGAGUUCGAGUACAACAAGAGCAAAUACCAUCUGAAGGAUACAAUCAUUGGGAAAAUCUACUUUCUGCUCGUCCGGAUCAAGAUCAAGCACAUGGAGAUUGCGAUCAUCAAGAGAGAGACGACCGGUACGGGCCCCAACAUCUUCAACGAGAACGAAACGAUUGCCAAGUACGAGAUCAUGGAUGGAGCGCCGGUGAAAGGCGAAAGCAUACCCAUACGAGUAUUCCUGGCUGGCUAUAAUCUAACGCCAACCAUGCGGGACAUUAACAAGAAGUUCUCGGUCAAGUAUUUUCUCAAUCUGGUGCUGAUGGACACCGAGGACCGGCGGUAUUUCAAGCAGCAGGAGAUUACGCUGUGGCGCAAGGCCGACAUACCGCGCUACCAUGUGACCCAGCAGCAGCAUCAGCAGCAGUCGCACCAUCAGCAUCAGCACGUGCCCCUCCAUGCGCCGCCACAUCUGGUGAGCGGGCCCGCUGCGCCCACCGUCGCCCACUCGCUGAUCAGCAGCAGCACGGACAGCGAGGGCGCGGCCAUUGGCAGCGCGGGCGCCCAAGCGGAAUCCAAAAUGGGCCUGUUUACGCGGGAGAGCCCCAACCAGGAGUUCAGCCAACAGCAGCUUGACUCACCGCUGCCCAAUUCGCCGAUGACGCCGAGCAACGAGAGUCAUGGGAUUGGUUCAGCUGCUGCUGGCGAACGGGAACGAGGGAUGGGCGAUGGCGCUGCGGCAGCCACAACAAGUGCCUCGCCAGUGGCCAUGCUGUCCAGCACGCCGCCGCCGCUGCUUAACGCUGGCCCASCAACUGGCAGCUUAACUGACGUUGGCGUAGGCACUGGAACGAUGGAGCCUGUACAGCACGCUGCGGGCGAUGGCAAUAUGGACGAGGAACAGCCACUGCAAAAUGAGCAAAACGUACAAGAAGAGCAACAGCAGCAGCAGCCCCCACAGCCGCAACAACGGUUACAACUGGUGCCAGAUGAUGAACUAACGGACGUGGCGCUGCCCACGCCUCCAGCUGCGGCCACGGCAACGGGCAAGAAGGUCAACGCAUCUCCUCUGAGUGCGGAUUGAAUGCCAAACGGAAUGCGUUUACGAUUUCCGCAACAAGAACAAGAACAACUCAAUGGCUAGCGUUAGCUAUAAUAUACAUAUAUAUAUAUAUAUCUAUGCAUAUACAUAUAUAUGUAUACAUCUAUUUUUUUAAUACCUAAUUUAAAGUUGUUAAAGGCAAAAAUAUUUUAUUGAAGUUAUGCGCGCAACUUAAUAUCCACUUUAUCCACUAGCAAAAACACAAAUACACACAAACACACCAACACACACACACAUAUAUAUAUAUAUAUAUAUACAGAUGUACUUGAUGCCCUAUAAAAAUUUCAAUGUACACAGACGCUAUUAAUACACUUUCCUCUCGCACGCUCUUUAGGCUCGAUCGAUGUGCAUUAGGCAGUCAGAGAAAUCUUUGUAUAUUUGCAAUACGAAAUAUUUAUAUAAUGAAAAGCGAAAAGAAAAACAAAAACAAA
This is a messenger RNA of Drosophila arizonae, 2374 nucleotides long. It is a transcript of the gene Vps26, whose product is annotated as vacuolar protein sorting 26. Gene Ontology annotation, biological process: intracellular protein transport. The record is from RefSeq and is a predicted model, not a curated record. NCBI's taxonomy places the organism in Eukaryota, Metazoa, Arthropoda, Insecta, Diptera, Drosophilidae.